Solea solea (common sole) is the source of this 1880-nucleotide messenger RNA. It is a transcript of the gene lacc1, whose product is annotated as laccase (multicopper oxidoreductase) domain containing 1. The transcript is spliced from 5 exons. NCBI's taxonomy places the organism in Eukaryota, Metazoa, Chordata, Actinopteri, Pleuronectiformes, Soleidae. Gene Ontology annotation, molecular function: copper ion binding. Bases 533 to 1822 code for a protein of 429 amino acids. The record is from RefSeq and is a predicted model, not a curated record.
ACUCUAACCCUAACCACAAUUACUACUGACCUAAUCCUAAUCCUAACCUCAACCUAACCUUAAAACAUAUCUUCACCUUAAAAUGUAGUCAUUUAUGUUAUGGAGACUUGAUUUUUGUCCCCACAAGGAAGACAAGUCCCCAUAAUGUGACAACAACAUUAGUAAUACCUCGAGACACACACACACAGAUCAGAGUUGAAACAGAUAAUCAUUAACUAAAGCUUCCUGUUUAACUUGUUACAGUUAUCACUCACUCACUCACUCACUCACUCACACACUCACACGCACACUAAAUGUUAGAAGUUGAUUUAAAUCCAUGUUUGUGUUCUCUCACAGCUGUUAGUGUGACGUCAUCAGACCGGAGUCUCUGCAGUCAGCAGAAAAGGAAGUGACUCAGAGCAGAAUUUCCAGUGUGUGUGUGUGUGUGUGUGUGUGUGUGUGUGUGUGUGGGCGGAGCCUCGCAGCACAGUCUCUCACACUCACACACACACACACACGAGGAAGUCCAGUCGGCUUGUUCUCUCUGACCUCGAUGCCUCGCGCCGUCCUGAUCCACGGCUGUGGACCGUCAUGCACCGCGGGCUCCUCCCUGUUGCCGGAAGUCGCUCCGGACUCGCAGGUGUUCGUUUUGAGCGGGAAACUUCACCGCGACCUGGCAAGCCGCGGGGGCGCGCACGUGCACGCGCUGGACGGCGGCUCCACAGCGGAGCGCGUGUUCCGCUUCAAACAGCGCGUGGACUUGCUGGACCUGAACACCGUCACGGUGCUGACCAGCCCGCGGGGGCGGGGCCUGAUGACGCGGUACCAGCAGCUGCUUUUCACUGCCGUCUACACCUUUAAAUACAAGGUGGUCGUGGACGUCACCUGCCCGGGCUGCACAGACUCCGCCCACCCAGACUCACCUGGUGAAGGAGUGGAAGAAGAAGUGCGCAAGUUUCUGCAGCAGUUACCUGCACUGAGGGGCGGAGUCACGGUGCUGACGUCAACUCUGAUCCCAGACACUUUUGGUCACGGCUUCAGCACGCGUGAAGGGGGCGUGUCCUACAUCCCGACUCUGUCCUCCUUAAACCUUUUCAGCAGCAGCAGGAGGCGGGACCCUGUCGCCGUGGUGACAGAGAACAGGCGGCGCCUCGCCGUCCACGGAGGCUUCCAUCCAAAACCACUUCACCUGGUCAAGGUGAACCACGCCAGCGACGUUUGGGUCAUGAGCAAAGCUCAACCCGACAGUUACGACGCAAUAGUGACCGAUCAGAGCGGAGUGGUGGUGGCGGCGCCGGGAGCCGACUGCAUGACCCUGCUGUUCACCGACCCUGUGAAGAAAGUGGGCGGAGCCGCUCACGCAGGUUGGAAAGGGACCUUGAUGGGCGUCGCCAUGGCGACGGUAAAGGCCAUGGCGACAGAGUUCGGUUGCCAGGUGAGGGACAUCUUGGUGGCGGUGGGGCCGAGUGUCGGGGCGUGUUGUUUCACCCUGGACAGACAGGAGGCGCUGCAGUUCGUCAGCAUCCAUCCAGACUGUGUCGUGGAUCCAGAGUCAGACCGACCGCACGUCAACAUCCGCCUCGCCAACAGGCUCCUCCUACAGAGAGGCGGGAUCCUGCCCGAACACAUCCACGACGACGCGGUGACGACACGCCCCCGCGUGACGCUCUGCACUUCCUGUCAUCCUCGACUCUUCUUCUCUCACGUCAGAGACGGAGCUCACUUUGGAACCCAGGUGGGUUUCCUGUGGAUCAGAGAGACCGAGGACAGACCUGAGGACGGACCUGAAGACAGACCUGAGGACAGACCUGAGGACAGACCUGAGACACCUUUGAUCUUUUAGGAUCAGAAUGAUGUUUGUUCACAUUUGUAGAAACUGAAAUAAAUGACUUUUAAUAAUA